Molecule: messenger RNA, 3294 nt
Organism: Fundulus heteroclitus (mummichog)
Lineage: Eukaryota; Metazoa; Chordata; Actinopteri; Cyprinodontiformes; Fundulidae
Gene: wasla
Product: WASP like actin nucleation promoting factor a
Exons: 11
Coding region: 270-1982 (570 amino acids)
Biological process (GO): actin filament organization
Cellular component (GO): nucleus; cytoplasm; endoplasmic reticulum membrane
Molecular function (GO): actin binding; microtubule binding
Source: RefSeq, a predicted model, not a curated record
AGUGGUCCCCUCCCUCCCGCUGCCAUGUUGGAUUCAUCCACAGCUCCUCAGGCUGCUGGACUUCCCGAAUCAAAGUUGCGUGUUUGUCCAACUCCGGACAUUUACGAAGUACGCAGCUCUACAUUUUACACCAAGCGGAGUAUAUAACGACCUUUCUCCAGCUGAAAGCAACCUGGAGCCUAACCCCCGCCUCCCUCCCCCUGCUCGGUCCUCCUGGCCGCAGCGGGACUGAGCGGAGAUGGUUGCAGGCCACGGCGACCGGAGCCCGCAUGGAAAUUCUGUCCCGAGGAGAGAAGGUUAAGGCCAGUCCCAGCAGAAGCUCGCCGCACCCGGGGUAUCCAAGCCAGCUCGGAGCCAUGAACAGCCACCCUCCGCCCCGCAGGGCCGCGAACGUGGGCUCGCUGCUCCUCACCCCGCAGGAGAACGACUGCCUGUUCGGCUACCUGGGCAGGAAAUGCGCGACCCUGUGUUCGGCGGUGGUGCAGGUGUACAGGGCCGAGCGGAGCGGCGGCUGGGCCAAAAGGUGCUGCGGCGUGGCUUGUUUGGUCAAAGACAAUCCUCAGAGGUCCUACUUCAUCAGGGUGUUCGACAUCAAGGAAGGGAAAACCAUGUUCGAACAAGAACUCUACCACAACUUCUCCAUCAGCAGCCCCAGGCCGUACUUCAUCACCUUCGCAGGAGACAGCUGUCAGAUCGGUUUGAACUUCGCCAGCGAAGAAGAAGCCAAGCGGUUCAGGGUGGCGGUCAGCGACCUGCUCAACAGGAGGCAACGCAAAACGGAGAAAAGAGGUGACCUGAAACAUGGUCCAGCUCUGCCCAUGGCCACAGUGGACAUCAAGAACCCAGAGAUCAACAACCUGCGGUUCCACAACUCCCACAGCCACCAUCAGCCUUACCACCUCAACAACAUGCUGAGCCACAGCGGCCUGGUCCGCAGGGACAAGAAGAGCAAAAGCAAAAAGAAGAAGCUGACCAAGGCUGACAUCGGCACGCCCAGCAACUUCCAGCACAUCGGCCACGUGGGCUGGGAUCCAAAUACAGGUUUUGAUCUGAACAACCUGGACCCUGAGCUGAAGAACCUGUUUGACAUGUGCGGGAUCUCAGAGGCUCAGCUGAAGGACAGAGAGACGUCUAAAGUCAUCUACGAUUUCAUCGAGAAGAAGGGCGGAGUGGAGGCAGUCAAGAACGAGCUGAGGAGGCAGGCACCACCUCCGCCUCCUUCCCGGAGCAGCGCCCCUCCUCCCCCACCCCCACCACCACACAGCACAGCCCCACCCCCACCCCCACCUCCACCGUCAAGAGGGAGCAGAGGAGCCCCCCCUCCACCUCCUCCGUCCAGAGCCCCCGUUUCAGCUCCUCCUCCCCCUCCUCCCUCCAGACCGGGGGCUCUCGGUGCCCCGCCUCCUCCUCCUCCGUCUAGGGGAGGCCACCAGCCUCCUCCCCCUCCUCACCAUCACCAGCAGCAGCCGCCUCCUCCUCCUCCGCCUCCAUCAUCCUCCACCGCCCCUCAAGCUCCUCCCCCACCACCUCCCGUUCUCACCCAGCCAUCUCCCGCAAGCCUUGCACCGCCCCCUCCUCCUCCUCCCCCUCCUCCUCCUGGCCCCCCUCCUCCCCCAGAGCUGGAUGGUGUCAGCGGCGGCGAAGACUCUCCCCACUCUCCAAAUGCCGGCGGGAAGUCGGCGCUGCUGGAGCAGAUUAGAGGGGGCACCCAGCUGAAGAAGGUGGAGCAGAACAACACCAAAGCUCCGGCUUCCAGCACAGGACGCGACGCCCUGCUGGACCAGAUCCGACAGGGGAUCCAGCUCAAGAAUGUAUCAGAUCAUCCAGAAUCUGCUCCCCAGACACCGGCUCCAGCUGCAGGGAUUGUUGGAGCCCUCAUGGAGGUUAUGCAAAAGAGGAGCAAAGCUAUCCAUUCCUCGGACGACGAUGAAGAUGAAGACGAGGAUGAUGACUUUGAGGACGACGAAGAGUGGGACGACUAGUGAAGAUGUCCGCCCUCAGCUCCCCCCACCCCAGUCCUCCAGCCUUGCACCUACCUACCAACUUUCCGACACUAAAAAUCUUCCAGAACCCGACUACACUAAGUAAUGUAAAUGUUGUUUGAGUUGUAUAUUUAUUUUUGCUUUUUUUGUUUUUUUGUUCAAAAGCCCAAUUAUUUCAAUUAUUCUGUGCAAUACCUCAUCUGUUAAACUGUCGCAUUCAUCCCACACCCUUGUGGUAAACUCUCUCGUUCUGGUGUCGUUAUGGAGCACUUAAAUGCAUCAUCAGCGCAGUGCAGAGACUCAGCCAGCUGUUUCUCUCUUUCACCAAGUGACAGAAGGAAAAGCUCCUGCAGCGAGGGCCUGGAGUUGGUUUGGGAUUCAUGGGAAGGCAUUCUGUUACAUUUCAUUGCCUGUUUGAGAAACGUCAAAGGGACAAUUUUCCAAGCAAAAAGGCAGGAAAAUCUUUGUUUGAAAUGCAAAUGAACUCUAUUUUCUUAUCACAUGCGUUCCCCUCCUUUUCUUUGCCACUCUGCUGUCUUUCACGUCCUACUGAAGGUGUAGUGCAGAGCUCUUGUCGUGUUGUAAUUCUAAUGGAUGACCAAACUGGGGCUGCUCGCUCGCCUCGUGUUGAUCUGUGUUUCAUUUUUCAUGUGAUUUAAUGGUUUUGUUGUUGUUUUUUUGCACAGUUUCUAUAAUAGUUUUGUUUGUUUUUUUUUUAGUGUAUUUGUCUGUAAUGGUAGCAUACAUACAGUAGGGUAGACUGACAUCAACUGUUACAUGAUAAUGUUUGAGUUGCAGACUUUUUUUUGUUUCAUUUGCCCAUUUGUGCAUCACAUUUCAGUAAAGCUGAUAUAAUGGAAUACUUGUUUAGCUUUCUUUGUUUUCUGCAACAUUCCGUUGUUCUGCGAGAGAUAUUUCACAUUUCGUUUAAAGAAAACAGGUAAAAAAAUAGCAUUUUUCAUCUAUUUUAAGAAACUAUGAUUUUAUGCAAUGCAACUGUAAAUGCCCUUCUAUUGCAAAUACUAGACAAAGCAAAUAAUAAUGAACCAAAUGUGGCAUUUUCAAGCAGCUUGUGGCUUUGGCGAUGCCUGUGAUCUUCUGUCUGCAAACAGUGUAAAGAAAUAAGCAACGCUUGUUGACCUGUGUGUCCUUGUGAGUUUUUACUGUCCUCCAGUGAGGCCUAAUGCUGCAUCAAGAAGCCAAGAUACUGACAUAAAGCCUGUGAAAAAAGGUCAGGAGGGGAUGAGAUGGGAGUGUUCAGUGAGAAUAUUAAAUUGUAUACCUGAAUAAAUGUUAUUAUUUACAGAAAUGA